Egretta garzetta (little egret) is the source of this 2896-nucleotide messenger RNA. RefSeq names its product protein tyrosine phosphatase non-receptor type 6 (gene PTPN6). The record is from RefSeq and is a predicted model, not a curated record. Gene Ontology annotation, molecular function: protein tyrosine phosphatase activity. The transcript has 14 exons. The coding region runs from base 380 to 2317 and encodes 645 amino acids. Lineage: Eukaryota; Metazoa; Chordata; Aves; Pelecaniformes; Ardeidae. Gene Ontology annotation, biological process: protein dephosphorylation.
AAGGAGAAGCAGAAGUGUGUGCAAAGCAGCUUGGGGCUGGGGAGUUGAUGGCUCAGAGCAUUUCCUGUUCCCGGAGCCGCGCGUGCCCAGCUGCGCACGGGCUUGCGCCUGCCUGUGCCCAACAGCUCUCUGCAGAGGGCCAGAGACCAGGGCACGUAUCCAGAGACGGGUGGAUGGAGAGGGUCUGAAUGGACUGACAGUAGACGCCAGGAGAGAUACAUGGCCAGCUCCCAAGAGGCACAGAAACAGCUUGGCGUUGGGUGCUCCAGCACAGACCUGCGACUUCCCUUUUCUCGCCAGCGCAAACUGAUUUUUCCUCUGUGUUUUUUGAGUUGCUUUGGUGGUAGCCACUUGGUCCCCUCUUCUUUCGCCCUCCACGAUGGUGAGGUGGUUUCACCGUGACCUGAGUGGGCUGGAAGCUGAAGCCUUACUGAAGGGACGAGGUGUACAUGGGAGCUUCCUGGCCAGACCCAGUCGGAAGAACCAGGGGGAUUUUUCUCUUUCAGUUCGAGUUGGUGACCAGGUAACCCACAUCCGCAUCCAGAAUACUGGAGAUUUCUAUGACCUGUAUGGAGGGGAGAAGUUUGCCACCUUGUCAGAACUGGUGGAGUACUACACGCAGCAACAGGGCUCACUGCAGGACAAAGAUGGAACCAUCAUUGACUUGCGAUACCCGCUCAACUGUUCCGACCCCACUACAGAGAGGUGGUACCAUGGGCAUCUGUCAGGCUCUGCAGCUGAGUCACUUCUCCAGGCCAAAGCCACCCCUUGGACCUUCUUGGUGCGGGAGAGCCUCAGCAAACCUGGGGAUUUUGUCUUGUCCGUGCUCACUGACCAGCUUAAGCCUGGGUCUGAUACUCCAUCAGCUGGGGCAACCAGCGCCUCUGGGGCCCGGCUCAAAGUCACGCACAUCAAGAUCAUGUGUGAGAAUGGACGCUACACAGUUGGAGGUGCUGAAACGUUUGACAGCUUGGCAGAUCUGGUGGAGCACUUCAAGAAGACUGGAAUUGAGGAGGUGUCUGGCUCCUUUGUGUACCUGAAGCAGCCCUACUAUGCUACAAGAGUGAAUGCUGCUGACAUUGAGAAUAGAGUGCAGGAACUGAACAAGAAGAGUCUAACUGAUGAGACAUCCAAGGCUGGAUUCUGGGAGGAAUUUGAUAGCCUGCAAAAACAGGAAGCCAAGCACCUGUUCGACCGUCAAGAGGGUCAGAGACCUGAAAACAAGAGCAAGAACCGGUAUAAGAACAUCUUGCCCUUUGAUCACUCCAGAGUCAUCCUCCAAGGAAGGGACCCAAAUAUCCCUGGAUCUGACUAUAUCAAUGCCAACUAUGUCAAGAACAACCUGAUCAGCCCAGAUGAGCGCACCAAGACCUACAUCGCUAGCCAGGGCUGCCUGGAUGCCACAGUCAAUGACUUCUGGCAAAUGGUGUGGCAGGAGAACACGCGCAUCAUUGUGAUGACGACACGGGAGGUAGAAAAAGGGCGGGUAAGUAGCAGCUUGUCAGUGUCUCGGAGCCGCCCUCUUGUGCCCUUCAGCCACUGCUCUGCUCUUUCUCUUUCCUGCCUUCUGCCCAUCCUCACCCUGCCCUCUCUGCCCACACAGAACAAGUGUGUGCCUUACUGGCCAGAGGUGGGCAGCACGAAGGAAUACGGUCCCUACCUCGUGGAGAACGCUGGGGAGCACGAAGCUUUGGAGUACAAACUCCGGCACCUCUGUGUGUGUCCAAUGGAUAACGGUAAGGCUGUGCGCGAGAUCUGGCACUACCAGUACCUGAGCUGGCCUGACCACGGCGUACCCAGCGAGCCAGGAGGAGUGCUCAGCUUCCUCGACCAAAUAAACCAGAAGCAGGAAAGCAUCCCAGAUGCAGGGCCUAUUCUGGUGCAUUGCAGUGCUGGGAUUGGCCGUACUGGGACUAUCAUCGUCAUUGAUAUGAUAGUGGAAACAAUCUCCACCAAGGGGCUGGACUGUGACAUUGACAUCCAGAAGACCAUCCAGAUGGUGAGGGCCCAACGCUCAGGGAUGGUGCAGACGGAGGCCCAGUACAAGUUCAUCUACAUGGCCAUCUGCCAGUUCAUAGAGACAACCAAGAAAAAGCUGGAAGUUAUCCAGUCUCAGAAGGGCAAGCUGAACGAGUCUGAGUAUGGGAACAUCGCCUACCCCCCUGCAGUGAGGAAUGUGCACGUCAAGGCUUCACGAAAAUCCUCCAAGCAGAAAGAGGAGUCAACGGUUUAUGAGAACUUAGGGAAAAAGGAGGAGAAGGUGCGGAAACAACGCUCGUCAGAGAAGAAGCUGAAAGGCUCACUAAAGAAAAAAUAAGCAUACGUUGCAGGUAGCCCCAUGGGUGUGUGGAACCCGGGGCGCAGGACUGGAGCUCAUGUCCAGGCUGGCCUGUCUCGCAUGCCUUGGUCUUGGACUGGAACUAGGCCUUCCCCUUCUCUUCCAUGCCACUUCUCAUGCCCUGAACCAGACUGCUUUCCAGCUCAGCUGACCGACUUCACUGUUCCUUGCCUGUGCUGCCCCUUCAUCAUUCAUUAACAGGGAAAAAUCACAUACCUUCUUUCCCUUGCUCUCUGAGCACUGGGGCCCAAACUCACCUCUGCUGUGUCAUCUUCAGAGGACUUGAGGAAGAGCUAAGGAAGGUUUUUACAGGAGCGACAUCUCUGCCCACUGCUCUGGGUCAGAGUUUAGCCUGGUAGUGUUCCCUGAAGCCUCGUCUUUUAAAGUCUGGCGUUCUUGGCCCAUUUCAGCUCAGCCCCCCUGAAAUUCAACAGGAAACUUCCUCUUGCCUUAAUACCAAUCCUCUGCCCUGUCAUCCCUUUUCUACUUGAUCCUUUGAUUGGAUGCUGUAAAUAUACCAGAAUUUGACGUGAUGCCUGUGUUUUCUCCUGUGUUUGU